Molecule: messenger RNA, 558 nt
Organism: Clarias gariepinus (North African catfish)
Lineage: Eukaryota; Metazoa; Chordata; Actinopteri; Siluriformes; Clariidae
Gene: ndufa12
Product: NADH:ubiquinone oxidoreductase subunit A12
Exons: 4
Coding region: 17-460 (147 amino acids)
Biological process (GO): mitochondrial respiratory chain complex I assembly; response to oxidative stress
Cellular component (GO): membrane
Source: RefSeq, a predicted model, not a curated record
UCUGUAGCCCGUCACUAUGGCGCAGUAUGUUCAGAUAGUCCGCAGGGCCGUGGGCCAAAUCACGGGUCACGGAGGCGUCAAGGGGCUUCUAGUGCAAUUCUUCAGGGCGAAUGAUGUGAAGACCGGCGCGCUGGUCGGUAUCGACAAAUAUGGCAACAAGUACUAUGAGGACAAGCAACAUUAUUUUUUCGGCCGUCACCGGUGGGUCAUUUACACCACGGAGAUGAACGGCAAGAGAACGCUGUGGGAUGUUGACGGCAGCAUGGUGCCUGCGGAAUGGCACCGGUGGCUUCACUGCAUGACUGAAGAUCCUCCCACCACACAUCCUCCAGAGCCCAAGAAGUUUCUGGCGGAAGUCCAUCAGAUUAACGUGAGCGGAUCGUCCGCGUGUUACGUCCCGUACUCCACCACUUCUAAGAAAAUCCACGAGUGGGUACCGCCUAAAGCUGGACAGCACUGACACCAAGAGCAACAAAGACAUUUGUUGAUGUGUCUGAGCUUGUGUAAAUUAUAACUGGGAUUUCUAACUGUAAAUGAUUAAAUCUACAAAAAAACUCA